GGUUGGGGGGGCAGGGCGAUCGGAGAGCCGUGUUCCUAAGGCGGUGGCUGCGUCUCCGACGGAGCAGGAGCAGGGCGGGGAAGGAGGAUGGAGCAAGCUGGGGGUUGGGGUUGGCGCUAGCCGCUGCGGCUCGGCUACUACUGUGGGAGAGUGGCUGCUCCUGGAAGUUGUAGGAUCGAGAGCCGGGCCGGUGCCGCCGGUGCCGCCGCUGCCUUGGGCGGUAGGGAGGAGCAGGGAGCGUCAGGGGUCGGGAAAGACGGGACGGGUAGUGGGGGCGAGCUGGGGAAGACUGAGCGGGCUCUGCGCCGGGCGGGCGGGCGGCGGGGGGGCCAGCGACCGCAGCCGGGGGGACGCGGGAGGAUGGAGCAAGUGGAGAUCCUGAGGAAAUUCAUCCAGAGGGUCCAGGCCAUGAAGAGUCCGGACCACAAUGGGGAGGACAACUUCGCCCGGGACUUCAUGCGACUAAGAAGAUUGUCAACCAAAUAUAGAACAGAAAAGAUUUAUCCCACAGCCACUGGAGAAAAAGAAGAAAAUGUUAAAAAGAACAGAUAUAAGGACAUACUGCCAUUUGAUCAUAGCCGAGUUAAGUUGACUUUAAAGACUCCUUCUCAAGAUUCAGACUAUAUCAAUGCAAAUUUUAUUAAGGGUGUUUAUGGGCCAAAAGCGUAUGUGGCAACCCAAGGACCUUUAGCAAAUACAGUAAUAGAUUUUUGGAGGAUGAUAUGGGAGUACAAUGUUGUAAUCAUUGUGAUGGCCUGUCGUGAAUUUGAGAUGGGAAGGAAAAAAUGUGAACGGUAUUGGCCUUUGUAUGGAGAAGACCCUAUAACAUUUGCACCAUUUAAAAUUUCUUGUGAAGCUGAACAAGCAAGAACAGACUACUUCAUUAGGACACUCUUACUUGAAUUUCAAAAUGAAUCCCGUAGGCUGUAUCAGUUUCAUUAUGUGAACUGGCCAGACCAUGAUGUUCCUUCAUCAUUUGAUUCUAUUCUGGACAUGAUAAGCUUAAUGAGGAAAUACCAGGAACAUGAAGAUGUGCCUAUUUGUAUUCAUUGCAGUGCAGGCUGUGGAAGAACAGGUGCCAUUUGUGCCAUAGAUUAUACAUGGAAUUUACUAAAAGCUGGGAAAAUACCAGAAGAAUUUAACGUUUUUAACUUAAUACAAGAAAUGAGAACACAGAGGCAUUCUGCAGUACAAACUAAGGAACAAUAUGAGCUUGUUCAUAGAGCUAUCGCCCAACUGUUUGAAAAACAACUACAACUAUAUGAAAUUCAUGGCACCCAGAAAAUUACUGAUGGAGUGAAUGAAGUUAACACUGAAAAUAUGAUCAGCUCCAUAGAUCAUGACAAACAAGAUUCUCCCCCUCCAAAACCACCAAGGACCCGCAGUUGCCUUGUAGAAGGGGAUGCUAAGGAAGAAAUACUGCAGCCUCCAGAACCUCACCCAGUGCCCCCCAUCUUGACACCUUCGCCCCCUUCAGCUUUUCCAACAGUCACUACUGUGUGGCAGGACAAUGACAGAUAUCAUCCAAAGCCAGUGUUGCACAUGGUUUCAUCAGAACAACCUUCAACAGACCUCAACAGAAACUAUAAUAAAUCAACAGAACUUACAGGGAAAAAUGAAUCAGCUAUUGAACAGAUAGAUAAAAAGUUGGAGCGAAAUUUAAGUUUUGAGAUUAAGAAGGUUCCUCUUCAAGAAGGACCAAAAAGUUUUGAUGGGAACACACUCUUAAAUAGGGGACACGCAAUUAAAAUUAAAUCGGCUUCGGCUUCACCGUGUACAGUUGAUAAAAUCUCUAAGUCACAGGAAUUGAGUUCAAGAGAUCUAAAAGUUGAUGAUAUUUCCCAGAAUUCUUGUGUGGACUGCAAUGCAACACAGUCAAAUAAAGAUUCGAUUAUUCUACCGGAAGCCUCACAGAAGAAUUCAGACACACCUCCAAGGCCAGACCACUUACCUCUUGAUGGAAAAGGACAUUUAACGUGGUCAUUUCAUGGACCUGAGAACACUCUACCCAUGCCUGAUUCUGAAGGCAAAUCCUCAGAUAUCCACUGUCAAACAAUGAAAACUGUGAGUUCAACACCAAGCCCCACAAUACAAGUUGAAACCCAUGAUCUUGCAGAUCAUCAUGACAGCUCCCCUCUGUUCAGAGCACCCCUCAGUUUUACUAAUCCUCUUCACUCUGAUGACUCUGACUCAGAUGAAAGGAACUCUGAUGGUGCUGUGACCAAGAAUAAAACUAGUAUUUCAACAGCAAGUGCCACUGUUUCUGCUGCCACUAGUAGCGUUUCUACAAGGAAAGUAUUACCAAUGUCCAUUGCUAGACAUGAUAUAGCGGGAACAAUACAUUCAGGUGCUGAAAAAGAUGUUGAUGUUAGUGAAGAUUCGCCUCCUCCCCUACCUGAAAGAACUCCUGAAUCAUUUGUACUAGCAAAUGAACAUAAUAUAUCUGUAAGAGCUGAGUGGAAUGAACUUCAAAAUGAGGAACAGUCUGAACAGAAAAAACCUGAAGGCUUGAUAACCUCUGGAAGUGAAAGAUGUGAUCAUCCAGCACGAGGUAUUCAUACAGAGACCUGUACAGAAUGUCCACCUACUUUUAGUAACAAGAAAGAUCAACUAUCAGAAAGUCCAACAGAAGCCACAGAGAUUGGUUUUGGUAAUCGCUGUGGAAAACCUAAAGGACCAAGAGAUCCACCUUCAGAAUGGACAUGAUUCAGGGAACUAAAAGACACUUUAAAUUAUACUGGAAAAUUCAAGUGCCACUGAAAGCCAGAUUUAUGGUAUUCCAUCUUAAAAAUGUGGGACUAACAGCAGUGUAGAUCGUUACCUUCGUGAUUUUUUCUUUUCUUUUUUUUUUGCUGGGACCAUCUACCUGCCUUAUAUUACACUUAGGAAAAGUAUUACAUUUGGUUUAUUUUGUAACUUCAAGUAUUAUUGCCUUAAUGUCUCUUAACCCUGUUACACGCUGCUUGUAGACAUGUUAAUAUAGUAAUACUUUUAUGAUAAAUUGAGUUUAAGGACUACUCUUUUUUGCUAAUGUUUUAUCAUGUAUGCAUUAUUUUGUAUAUGUACAGGGCAAGUAGGUAUAUAAUUUGAUAAAGUUGCAGUCAUAAAAUAUUGUUAACAGAAGAUGUAAGAAAUUUCUGCAUGGUCUAAAUCUUUGUGUACCUUAUUUGUAAAUUAUUUGCCCUGAAGUUUUAGAAAAUAGUUUCUGAUUUUUAAAACUGCUGGAUUCAUGCAGCCAGCUUUACAGGUUAUCAGAGAUCAAAGAUUGUAAUAAUAAUACAUUUUGUAAAUUGUAAGCAAAAAGUUAUUUUUAUAUUAUAUACUGUCUAAUUGUCCAUCCUAAUUGUCCUUGUUUUCAUCUAGUCAUGGAGAUUCAGUAAGUGCCUUGGAACAAUAUUGAAUUCUCUUAGCUUGUGUGUGUUACUUUAAUAUUUGAACUCAACUGGGAUUAGAAGACUAUCAAACUAUAUGUGUUCAGGAUAUUUGACCUGCCAUUAAAAAAACAAAAACAAUUUUACAGUG
Messenger RNA from Cervus elaphus (red deer), 3522 nucleotides. It is a transcript of the gene PTPN12, whose product is annotated as protein tyrosine phosphatase non-receptor type 12. The record is from RefSeq and is a predicted model, not a curated record. NCBI's taxonomy places the organism in Eukaryota, Metazoa, Chordata, Mammalia, Artiodactyla, Cervidae. Gene Ontology annotation, cellular component: nucleus; cytoplasm. Gene Ontology annotation, biological process: peptidyl-tyrosine dephosphorylation. The coding region runs from base 361 to 2706 and encodes 781 amino acids. Gene Ontology annotation, molecular function: non-membrane spanning protein tyrosine phosphatase activity. The transcript has 18 exons.